Fomitopsis serialis is the source of this 1029-nucleotide messenger RNA. RefSeq lists its product as uncharacterized. The transcript has 7 exons. The record is from RefSeq and is a predicted model, not a curated record. NCBI's taxonomy places the organism in Eukaryota, Fungi, Basidiomycota, Agaricomycetes, Polyporales, Fomitopsidaceae. Bases 290 to 901 code for a protein of 203 amino acids.
GCGCGAGCGGGGCUUGACCAGUGAGUAGCUUAUCUGCGUCGUGCCAAACGGCGCAUUCAGAUCAUCGGCAGACAUAAGGCGUGCAUUCGCAUUCUGCGCAGCGAAGUCAAUGGUCUGACUUCACUCACCUCGGAGCUGAAGGCGAUCUUCUGUGGCUUGUCCUGCCGGUUGUACAGCCUUCGCCGAAAAGUGCGAUUUCUAUUAGCUGAGGUCUCGGCAGCUGAACGCCGCGAACGACAGAGGCAGCGGGAGUAUAUCGCGAACGACGGCACUGGGACAGAGCGCGUUGAUGGCGCCUCGGUCGUGUCUGGUAUUUACACACUGCAUGUCCAUUCAUUCAAGAAAUAUAGCUCAACCAAUCGUGGGCUACGACGUCUCGACGGAUGACGAAGGUAGAGCUGCGCACCACAGCCCCUCUCAAGAUAUCGAAAGCACAGCUGCGAUCUAUAGCCGUACAGCAAUCGAGGCGCACGCAGUCGACCAGCACCUUGACAUGAUGCGCAAGAUGAGGGGUGCUUCCAAUCACGCAAACGCUGGAGACGCUACACCGCCGAUCAGUGCAGCCCCGGCUGCGAAUCAUAACAUCGCCGUCCAAAGCUGGAGGCAUGAGCUGAACAAAAGACUGUACGCAAAUGGAAUCAAAACUCGAGUCCGUUGGCAGUUGGAAUCCUUGCACAGGACCCAGGGUCCUUGGGUUGCGAUUGCCAUCAUCAAUGGCGUCGAAUUCGGACGCGGCAUGGCCAAGACCAGGGAUGGAGCGAAGGAGGCCAGUGCACACGAAGCCUACCACAAUUUGCUCUCCAGUGUGCAAGAGCGGGGCAACACUUGCAGAUGGACUCAGUGUCAACUGCCACUGGCUAGUGAUGCGUGCACUGCAGGUCCCCAUCAAGCGUCAGGCUAAGUCCCUGGUGCCCGGCACCACGACGUGCUUUUGUUCAUGAACUGUCCCCAUGUCGCACAAAUUUGUUUUGGUAUACCGCUAUCAAAAGGUAUCAGUCGAUUUACAUUAAUCAAUAUCCAUACAGCAGC